ACACGAGAAUUAUCAAUAGAACGUGAUCUUCUACAGUCCCCUAUCUCCUCGUACGAUUUCCUAAGUUUUUUGUGAAUGAAAAAGUAAACGACAUGGCUAUACCGUACAAUUUAAAAAAACCAGAGGAGGUUAAGGAAUAUCUGAAAAAUCUUCAUAUCGAAUAUAAAUUUGGUUGUUACAGUGAAAAAAAUCCAGAAGUUUGUCAACUUUUGGGUGAUUUUAACGAAACCAUCAAGAAGGAUUAUAAAACGGCAGCGAUCGUUUAUAAAUCAAAUUGCGACGAACGUAAUUAUCCGAGAAGUUGUGCCAAAUACGGAGAUUAUCUUAUCGUCGGUAAAGGUUGUAAAACAGAUAUUAAUGAAGCAUAUAAGUAUCAUCAAAAAGCUUGCGAUUUAAAUAACGAUAACGGUUGUCUUCAUGCCGGUGUUCUUGCCAUAACUAAUCAAAUUGAAGAUGAUUAUUCUACGCAGAUUAAUAAAGGAGUAAACAUGUUAAAGAAAGCAUGUUACCAACUCCAUUCGGAAAAAGCCUGUUUCUUUCUCUCAGGUGUUUACAUGAAUGGAAUAGAGAAUCACGUAGAGAAGAACUUUAAAGAGGCUUACAAAUUAUCGCUUAAAUCCUGCGAAUAUGGAAAUCCAUAUGCUUGUGCAAAUGUAUCUCAGAUGCAUUUAAGAGGCGACGGUGUGAAAAAGGAUUCUGAAUUAGCUAAAAUCUUUCAGGAACGAGCUGAUCAGCUUGUAAAAGAAUUAAAACGCUCUCCCUCGUUAAAGUUCCAACAAGGCAUUGAAAACUAGUGACAUCAUAUCUUAUAUAGUAAUAUUGCAAAGUCAUAAUAAAGAACGUUAUAUUUGUA
Messenger RNA from Vespula pensylvanica (western yellowjacket), 853 nucleotides. It is a transcript of the gene Coa7, whose product is annotated as cytochrome c oxidase assembly factor 7 homolog. Gene Ontology annotation, molecular function: protein binding. The record is from RefSeq and is a predicted model, not a curated record. The transcript has 3 exons. Lineage: Eukaryota; Metazoa; Arthropoda; Insecta; Hymenoptera; Vespidae. Gene Ontology annotation, cellular component: mitochondrial intermembrane space. Bases 93 to 794 code for a protein of 233 amino acids.